AUGUUUUCUUCUUUCACAAAUACAAAUGAACUUUCCAGGACAAGGAUACAGUACUGGUGGUUAUCCACCUCAACAACAAGCUUAUGGAAGUGGAUACCCGCCUCAGCAACCAGGUUACCCACCUCAACAACCUGGAUAUCCCCCUCAACAAGCCGGUUAUCCACCUCCACAAAAUGGUUACCCUCCACAGCAGCAAGGAUAUCCUCCACAGCAAUCAGGCUAUCCAGCACAAGGAUAUCCUCCGCAACAACCAGCCUCACCUUAUGGUGGUUACUCUCCUCAACAACCACCAGCUUCACCCUACGGUGGUUACCCUCCUCAACAGCCACAGCAACAAACCUCAUUCGAUCGUAAUAUUCCGCCUGCUUAUUCGCCGCAAGUCCAGGAUCCUAUGUUUUUACCAAGUGAUCCAAGUCUUGCACAAGCAAACUAUCCACAGCCGCCUCAUUCUAUGCACAACCAAUCACCCAAUCCAGUGCCCUAUGGACAACCACAAUCAAAUCCAAGUGAUUAUGUGAUGCAUGUCAAUCCCAAAUAUCGAAAUAUGCCACCACCUAAUUUCCAACUCUCCAAUUGCCAGGGUAGAAAAAGAGCAUUGUUGAUUGGUAUCAAUUAUUUCGGCACCUCGGCAGAACUAAAAGGUUGUAUUAAUGACGUGGAGAAUAUCAAGCAAUUUUUGGUUACCUUGUAUAAUUUUAAUGAGCAGGAUAUGGUUAUCCUGACAGACAACCAAACAAAUCCACAAAACAUUCCCACAAAACAAAACAUCAUUCGCGCCAUGCAAUGGUUGGUACAUGACUCCAGGCCUAAUGAUUCGUUCUUUUUCCAUUUUAGUGGACAUGGUGGUAGAAUGAAAGAUUAUGACGGUGAUGAGGAUGAUGGAUACGACGAGACAAUUUAUCCUGUGGAUCAUGCAACCUAUGGGCAGAUUGUCGAUGAUAUGAUGAAUGAUAUCAUGGUGAAAAGGCUAGUACCUGGCUGUAGACUGACCGCUAUUUUUGAUUCAUGCCAUUCUGGUACAGCUCUCGAUCUACCCUAUGUAUACUCUACACAAGGCUCUAUCAAGCAACAAAGCUUUCUUAGGGAUGCAGGUAGUAGUUUAAAAAAUGCAGGUAAGGCCUACAUAUCCGGUGAUCCGUCCCGAGCCAUCAGUUCAGUCAUGUCGCUUGGUUCUCGUAUCAUGAGUGGUGGUAAUACAAUGAAGAAAGAAAAAAUCCAUCAAAUGAAAGGAUCCGCUGCUGAUGUAAUCAUGUUUUCUGGCUGUAAAGACGAUCAAACCUCGGCGGAUGCUUCAGAAGCUGGUAGAGCCACCGGUGCCAUGAGUUAUGCUAUCACUAGAGCUUUAAGAGAAAAUAGAAACCAAACAUACAUUCAAUUAUUGAACAGCAUUCGAGCCAUUUUAAAACAAAAGUAUAACCAAAGACCACAAUUGUCUUCAUCACAUCCAAUGGAUAUGAAUCUUUUGUUCGUACUGUAAAAAAAAAAAAUUAGUGUGUACAAUGUAAUAAAAGCUCCGUUCCAUUUUUGAUGCACCCUUUUUA
Messenger RNA from Mucor mucedo, 1541 nucleotides. RefSeq names its product caspase domain-containing protein. The record is from RefSeq and is a predicted model, not a curated record. NCBI's taxonomy places the organism in Eukaryota, Fungi, Mucoromycota, Mucoromycetes, Mucorales, Mucoraceae. Gene Ontology annotation, molecular function: cysteine-type endopeptidase activity. The transcript has 7 exons. The coding region runs from base 26 to 1477 and encodes 483 amino acids. Gene Ontology annotation, biological process: proteolysis.